Galendromus occidentalis (western predatory mite) is the source of this 1189-nucleotide messenger RNA. RefSeq lists its product as uncharacterized. The transcript is spliced from 4 exons. NCBI's taxonomy places the organism in Eukaryota, Metazoa, Arthropoda, Arachnida, Mesostigmata, Phytoseiidae. The record is from RefSeq and is a predicted model, not a curated record. The coding region runs from base 555 to 1106 and encodes 183 amino acids.
ACUGGUCAGUGUCGAUUCUGCGUCCAUCACCCUCAGCUGCUGGGAAUCGUUGAGGGUCCGAAUAUAACGGUGAAGUUAGGUCGCAGGAGAAGUCGCUGACCCUGCAUUGUGAAGAUCACGGGAGAUUCAGAGGAUCGUACCCUGAUUGGAAUUUCCGCGAAAUCGCGCAUGUUUUCAGGAAGAAAGUGUGAAGUGUUUCUUAUUCUUUCAUCGCACCCAUAUGAGAAUCGAGGAGCGGAGCGGCACUUUCAUCGGGUACCGUGCGGGGUUUCGUAGGGGUGCAUCUCGAAAUUUUGUCCCUCGCACUUUUCUUUCUUCUUUGGCGAGGGUGUACAUCGGAGGCGACGAUGACUUUCGCUCUUAGCGACCCUCGAGGCUAUUGUUUGUCAUUCAUCCGAACCGAUCUCGUCCGGCACGAAGACUGACCUGGAGCUCAACUCGCUUCAAAUCGGAACUCGCGCUUCGGCCACUCUCGAAUAAUCUUCUGCAGGAUCAGAAUAAUUCAGGGAAGAAUUAUCUAGGACAGAGCUAGGACGAGUCACAGCUUUCGGAAAAUGUGGAUUUCCGCUGUGCUCUUCACGAAAAUCAUCGUCGCUUUGACUGGCGUGUCUGCAGGACCGAUUCCGACGGCUCAGCGAAAAUUCGACGCACCUCCUGGCAACAUCACUGCGAGAGGCGUAUCUGGAAUCUUUGACCAGGCCAUCAACGAUGUAAUUCUCGGUUUCUUAUUCACUUCAAUCGUGCUCUCGAUCGCGGGUCGGGUGCAGGGCAUAGCUUCUGAUUGGUUCGAAAAUAAAGGUACGCAUGGUAUCAACUUCAUAAAGGAAGUCCAUGAGCCCUACCGAGAUGUCGAAUACUACGAUGAAGACUAUCCCGAAGAGGGACCCUAUGACCCCGAGGACGACGACGCUCAAGGAAUGUUCGAUGACGACCUCGACGGAUUCGACUCCCCAGGAAAUGAAUUCAACGAUGAACCUCAAGCCGUGGACGAAAAGGCGGCACCGAUGACGGAAGGGGAUCCCCCAGCGGGAACGCCGCCGGAUGCACAGACGGUCCCGGAGAUCGGCGUUCUGCCUGAACCUGGAAAUUCUAGUCAGUCUCCGUAGGAGCCCCUCUUCCCGCCCCAAUUGGUCCAGAUGACGUUGUCGGAGGUUGAUGUCCCGUGAUUUCGGGAUAGUGCUCGAUCGCG